Messenger RNA from Trematomus bernacchii (emerald rockcod), 2565 nucleotides. It is a transcript of the gene pnn, whose product is annotated as pinin, desmosome associated protein. Bases 22 to 2007 code for a protein of 661 amino acids. The record is from RefSeq and is a predicted model, not a curated record. The transcript is spliced from 9 exons. NCBI's taxonomy places the organism in Eukaryota, Metazoa, Chordata, Actinopteri, Perciformes, Nototheniidae. Gene Ontology annotation, cellular component: catalytic step 2 spliceosome.
UUCGCGCUAACUGGAAGCAAGAUGGCGGUGGUAGUGCGGAGCUUGCAAGACCAGCUCGAAAAAGCAAAACAAAGCCUGAAAAGUGUGGACGAUAAUAUUCGUAAAUUAACUGGACGUGACCCUAAUGAAUCAAGACCGGGUCAGAUCCGUCGGAUGAGCGGCCCCAUGGCAGGCCCUGGUGGAGGUAGAGGCAGAGGGAUGAACCUGCUCAGGCGUAGUCUCUCAGACAUGGGAAGCAGCGCCCCCCCCGCCAAGCAGAGGGACAUCGAAGGAGCCCUGCUCAGGUUGGCGGGGGACCAGAGGGCCAGGAGAGACGCGCGCCACGACAGCGACGCCGAGGAUGAUGACGAUGUCAAAAAGCCGGCGUUGCAGUCGUCUGUUGUAGCUACCUCCAAGGAGAGAACACGCCGAGACCUCAUCCAAGAUCAGACCAUCGAUGAGAGGGGCAAACAGAGGAAUCGGCGUAUGUUCGGCCUACUCAUGGGGACCCUGCAAAAAUUCAAACAGGAGUCAAACGUCUCAACAGAUAAGCUAAAGCGGCGCACAGAGAUCGAGCAGAAGCUCGAGGUUCAGGCAGAGACUGAGAAAAAGAAGGUGGAGACUGAUAAGAGGGAGCUCUUCGAGGAGAGGAGAGCCAAACAGACUGAGCUGAGACUGCUGGAGCAGAAAGUGGAAUUAGCUCAGCUGCAAGAGGAGUGGACCAGCCACAACAACCAUCUGGUGAAAUACAUCCGCACCAAGACCAAGCCUAACAUCUUUUAUGCGCCUGGGAAAAUGUGCUCCGCCACACAGAAACUCCUCGACGAGUCCACCAAGAAACUCAAUGCUGUGUUUGAUGAGAGGCGCGAGGCUUUUGCCGAGCACCUCAGUAAGAUGGAGUCCCGCCCCCGGCGACAGCCAAACCGCGACCAGGACGGCAACACCGCGGCAACGGGAAUGGACCGCCCGGCGGAGGGUAAGCCAGCAGGUCAGGUAGUCAAGGUGACAGGUAACAGGGGGGAUGCAGAGAUGGAGGAAGACGAGGAGGAGGAUGAGGAGAUGGAGGAGAGGGAAAAGGAAGGGGCUAAAAAGGAGAUUAAUAUGGAGGAGGGGGAGAAGGAAGUGUUGCAGAAGGUUGAGGAAGAGGUAGAGGGGAUGGAGUUGAGUGAGGAGGUUAGGAAAGUGGAUGAGGAGAAGGAAGGAGAGGGGGGGGUUAAAGCUGUAGAGGAGAAGGAGGCAAGCCCAGGGUCAGAGGAGAUGGAGGGAGAGGGGGAGGGAGAGAAACAGAAAGAGGACAGGACUAUGGUAGACGAGGGGGAUGCAGAGAAGAAUCUCCCAGAGAUCCAGAAUGAAAAGCCCCAGGAGACCCCGUCCUCCGAACCAAGCGCACCCAGCCAAGCAGCAGACAGCGGGCCCCAGCCCCCCCCCAUCCUCCCUGCGGGGGAGCUAGCAGAAAAGCCCUCCGAGAUCCCAGAACCCCAAAAAGCCUCCGUGGCUCCCGAACAGGAAGUGAGCCCGCCUGGCCUCGUGCUGCAGAACUCAGCCGCUGAGAGCCACGCUGCGGAGGGGAAACCGGAGGAGGCUCCCCAAAAACCAGCCGAGGCCCCCGCCAUCACCCCCUCACCCGCAAAGAAGGGAGAGGAGGGCGGGAGAGGCAGGAAGAAGGCAAAGGAGCCAAAGAAGAGCCGCAACACCUCCUCUUCGUCCUCGGGCUCCUCCUCCAGCGGGAGCUCGUCCUCUUCCUCCGGGUCCAGCCACUCCUCGUCUUCCUCCUCUUCUUCGUCCGCGUCGUCAAAGAGUCGCAGCCGAGACCCCAGCAAGCGCAAGAGGAGGCCGUCGGAGAGGGCGAGGGACAGGAAGAAAGGGGAGGAGAGGAGUCAGCGCAAGAGAGGGGGGAGCAGCGGAGGAGGGAGGGACUCAAAGGCGUCCAAGGAGAAGAAGAAGAGGAGGAGCGAUGAAGGGAGGGGCAGGUCCUCCCGCGGCGAUAGGGAGCAUAAAGAUAGAGACAGGAAGGACAAGAGACGCUAAUCUGCUUCUCGUUCAGCUGUACGGUGACGCUGGCACACUGAGGGGAAAUCAACUUCACUUAACUACAUAACGUUUUUAAACUAGCAUUUUCCCUUAAAAUGCCACUUAAAGGCCUGGAGGAUUUUUCUCCAGAGUAGGGAUUUAAAAGUUGAUAGAAAUGGAGGAUAAGUGGUUAUAAUUUCCCUUUUUUAUAUUUGGCAAAAGAAGUGUACCUGAUUGGACGCCUUGCUAAACAGGGUCAGAUUUAGCUAGGGUAUUCGAGACACUUGGCUUUUAAAAGGCUCUCUGGACAGAUGGUGUUGAAUGUUCUCCAUCCUAACGCCAUAGGCUGGGGUUGCCGGUGGUUACGGUAGCACCAUUCACUCACAGUACUGUUAUUUUUAAGUCGAUGUGACAAUGUUGUCAAUCGACGUUUAUUUCAUUGUUGGAUCAAUGUGAAAGCCCUUGUACCUUCACCCUGCGGGGACAUGUGUGAUUUGCUGGUUUUUGAAAGUGUUUUUCCAUUUUUUGUAUGAACUGAUAAUCUGCUUCAAAUUAAAGGUGAGGUAUUGGUGGAAA